This is a messenger RNA of Impatiens glandulifera, 1161 nucleotides long. RefSeq names its product probable indole-3-pyruvate monooxygenase YUCCA11. Gene Ontology annotation, molecular function: NADP binding; flavin adenine dinucleotide binding; N,N-dimethylaniline monooxygenase activity. Lineage: Eukaryota; Viridiplantae; Streptophyta; Magnoliopsida; Ericales; Balsaminaceae. Bases 1 to 1161 code for a protein of 386 amino acids. The transcript is spliced from 4 exons. The record is from RefSeq and is a predicted model, not a curated record.
AUGGAAAUUCUAGAUACAGUUGUGAUCAUUGUUGGGGCAGGUCCUGGAGGCAUGGCAACAUCUGCAUGCCUAAACCUACUUUCAAUCCCCAACAUUGUGAUCGAGAGAGAAGAUUGUUGUGCUUCUUUAUGGAAAAAGAAAGCCUACGAUAGACUUAAGCUUCACUUGGCUAAGGAUAUCUGCAAACUUCCCCACAUGCCAUUUCCACCGACUGCACCCACAUAUGUGUUGAGGAACGAUUUCAUCGCUUAUCUCGAUAACUAUGUGUCUCAAUUCAACAUUGAGCCAUUUUAUCGUCAUAAUGUGAUGUCUGCGUUCCACGACCGUACUCAUGACAAAUGGAUCGUGCAUGCAGAGGAUAUGGACACGGGCGUGAAAAGGACAUUUAUGGGGAUGUUCUUGGUUGUAGCCACGGGAAUAAAUAGCCAAGGAGUUAUUCCUAAGAUUGACGGUAUGAGUAACUUUGGAGGGACGGUUUUGCACUCUAGUCAAUAUAAGAAUGGCAAAAUAUUUGAAGAUAAAGAUGUUCUCGUGGUUGGUUGUGGGAAUUCCGGGAUGGAGAUAGCUUAUGACUUGUCCAAUUAUUAUGCACGGUGCUCUAUCGUCGUGCGUAGCCCGGUGCACGUUCUAUCCAAGGAACUAGUGAAGAGUGGAAUGUAUAUGAUGAAAAUUUUCUCACCCAAAUUUGUGGAUGACUUAAUUGUUCUAAUUAGCAAGUUUAUGUUUGGAAACCUCUCUAAAUAUGGGUUUCAUAGGCCUAACAAGGGCCCAUUUUACCUUAAAACUCACACUGGCCGAUCCCCGAUUAUCGACGUGGGCACCAUAGGGAAAAUCAAAAAAGGCAUCAUCAAAGUUGUGCCAACCAUAUCCAAGGUGUUAAAUGAAAAAAACAUUGAAUUUACUAACGGAACUGUGAAAAGCUAUGCUGGAAUUGUCUUUGCUACGGGGUACAAAAGCACAGUUAACACAUGGCUUCAGGAUGACGGGGCUCUCUUUGAUGGAAAUGGAAUGCCUAAAAAGGAUUUACCAAAUUACUGGAAGGGCAAAAAUAAUCUCUAUUGUGUCGGUUUUUCAUCUGGAGGAUUGUUUGGAAUUUAUAAAGAUUCCAUCAAUAUAUCGCAAGAUAUAAAGACAAUCUUUCUUGACAUGUCCAAACAGUAA